Dioszegia hungarica is the source of this 2043-nucleotide messenger RNA. RefSeq lists its product as uncharacterized. The coding region runs from base 1 to 2043 and encodes 680 amino acids. The record is from RefSeq and is a predicted model, not a curated record. The transcript has 4 exons. Lineage: Eukaryota; Fungi; Basidiomycota; Tremellomycetes; Tremellales; Bulleribasidiaceae.
AUGGCCACCUCCCCCAGGCUACCGCCGCCAGCGGGACGCCGUAGCCGGAGAAUACCCAGGGCGACCUCCUCUACCCUCUUCACCCUCCUCCUCUCCCUCGCCUUUGUCCACCUCACAUCGGCGCAACUUACCGUAUACACGGACAAACCCUCCCCUUCGACCACAGUCACAUCCCGCGCGGCAUCAGCAUCAUGGACGGGUCUUCCUAUCUACGACCCACUCCAGCUUAUCCCCCCCACACCCCCCUCGCCAGCCGUCACCGCUGUCAAUAUUCCCAUCCCCCCAAACUCGGCCGCUCUCCACGCCUCCAAUCUCUCCUUAUCGGUGCCGCAAAAAGGCAACUUCCUCGGCUUCUCGGUCGAAUUGUCGGUAGCGGACACGCUGAUGGGUCCGAGCGGGGACCACCUCCGCCCCGAGUUUCUCAACUAUCUCAACAACAUCCAAGUCCGGGCGGGCGCAGGCGCGGUGAUCCGUGUGGGCGGAAAUACUCAGGACAGCUCCACCAUCUACCCAGAGGGGUUUGGUAACGGCAAGGUGGUGGAGAAGAUUAGGACGGAGGGGUCGGGACCGACGUCGACGCCAUGGAUCAACUAUGCCCCUGGCUUGUUGUAUACCAUGGCAAAUGUCAGUCGCCUGACCCACGCGGAAUGGUACUUUGGUCUGGCUUUCAACUAUACCGAUGCGUUGAUGGACUGGCAAAACAUCCCGCUGGCGGCGAGCUAUGCGCAGAGGAUAUUGGGAGGUAAUCUGCGAGGAUUGGCUUUGGGGAACGAGCCGGAUCUGUACACCGAUCACGGAGACAGACCAGCAGGAUGGGGACCGAACGACUACAACUCGGAAUGGACGACCGUCAGUCAGCACGUUCUCGAUAGCAACAGCCCGUCCAACCAGGCCAUGUUUAUCGGGCCCUCGACCUGCUGCAAUCGCGUAGGCUUCGAGCUGCCCGAUAUCGUCAAUACCGGCUGGCUCGUCGCCAACGCGCACAAGCUCGCUCAGAUCUCGGUCCAGCACUACCCAAACAACAACUGUCAGCUCAACGGACGGCCCAUCGACCCACAGUCCAUCUUUGCCGAGUACCUGAACCACACCAGUGCCAAGUCGUUGACGUCGCAGUACGCCGACGAGGCGGCGGUGGCGGCGGGAGCAGGGAAGGAUCUGGUCAUGCUGGAGAUGAACACGGCAAGUUGUGGAGGGUUUCCGGGAUUGUCGACGAGUUUCGGUGCGGCCUUGUGGAUGACCGACUGGGCUCUUCAGAUGGCAUCCUACAACUUCACCACUGCCCUCAUGCACGUCGGAGGUCAGAACGUCUACUACAAUCCCUUCACACCUCCUCCUGGAAACCUCACAAACGUGUACCAGUGGACCACCGGCUCGGUCUACUACUCGACCCUCCUCGUUGCCGAGAUCUUUGGUCAAUCCAACACCUCCCGCAUCACCGAUCUCGACGUCCAGGGCGACGCACACACCGACCUGCACCCCGCCUACGCCGUCUACGAGGACGAUGUGCCUUCGCGGGUGGUCCUCUUCAACUUUGCCAGUGACCCCUCGGGCGCGUCGACCUACCAGGCGACACUCUCCAUCCCGGGUGGCAACCUCGCUGGGUCGGUCCACGUACGGUACUUCCUCGCGAACAAUGUCGCGGAGCAUGACAAUAUCACCUGGGCGGGACAGACGAUGGGCGCGUCUUACGCUUCGGACGGGCAACUACACGGACAGGUCGUCACUCAGACAAUCACAUGCCAAAACUCGCUCUGUAUCGUCCCCGUCCCAGCUCCCGCUAUCGCCGUCGUCUACCUCACGGACAAGGCUCUGGCAUUGUCCUCGCCUCAGCCUGCGAGCAAGUCCGCGUUCGAGACCACCAUCGUUGGUUGGGGAUCGGCAACAGUAGAUCCCAAGGUGUUGGAGACGAGCAAUGGGCAGAAUGGGCCUGCUGGGGAGUUGGGCCGGAACAACAAGGCGAUCAGCGGAGCGGGGAGAAGAACGGGGGCGCUGGGCGGGUUGAGCUUGACGAUGGGCUUGCUGGGCGUGUUGGCGGUGAUAUAG